This is a messenger RNA of Penicillium manginii, 2337 nucleotides long. Its product is annotated as Zn(II)2Cys6 transcription factor. Gene Ontology annotation, biological process: DNA-templated transcription; regulation of DNA-templated transcription. The record is from RefSeq and is a predicted model, not a curated record. NCBI's taxonomy places the organism in Eukaryota, Fungi, Ascomycota, Eurotiomycetes, Eurotiales, Aspergillaceae. The coding region runs from base 1 to 2337 and encodes 778 amino acids. The transcript has 7 exons. Gene Ontology annotation, molecular function: DNA-binding transcription factor activity, RNA polymerase II-specific; zinc ion binding; DNA binding.
AUGGAAAAUAGGAAGCGCACAACCCGAGCAUGUGAUGACUGUCGGCGCAUGAAGGAGAAGUGUGAGGGUGGAACCCCGUGUAGAAGGUGUCUCCGCUUCCAGCGCGUCUGUGAGAGAAGACAAGUUCCGAAGACAGUCGACUUCAGGGCCUACGUUCCAGCGGAACAACUGGCCAAGGCUGACUUUCGAGAGCUGAUCGACCGCUCAAAGUAUAUGGAACGAAUAUUGAAACGUACGAUUAAAGGCAUUCGGCUUGAUUCAAAAAGUCUUGCCGAGCUGGCGGACUCGCUUGAUGCCGAUGCCGAUAAUGCAAGCCUUGUCGGGUCGGACGCCCAAGAAGUGGAGGAGGGAUUGGUGAUGGACGAUGAGGCGUGCACAAUGGAUCCGAAAGAAGAUAACACAACACAUUUCUCCGGGGAAUUUUCAUAUUGGAACUUUUCCAUGCGGUUGAAACAACAUUUUGAGCAAAUGGGUGGAUGGGAGAGCCGGAACACAAGUGAUCACAGCAGAGGCUGGGACUUCCCACGAGCUCAUCAAUUACGACCAGGACGUGAUCAUCUCACAGCGGCAAUAUCGUGCUGUCCACCCCGUCCAAUUGCGGAAUUUCUAGCAAGAAACUUUUUCAAAUAUGUCGAGACCCACUACUUUUUAGUUGAGGAGACCUGGCUUCUCGAGAGGAUGAGUCUUCUGUACGAGGACCGCAGCAGUUUCACGACCAAGAAAGGCGGCGAGGUAGUCAUCAGCAUAUUACUUACUGUAUUCGCGAUCGGAUCCCAAUAUGCACAUCUAGAGUCGUCGGCUACUAAAUCGACCGCAACCGAGGGCCAGAAAUUCGCCGAAGAAGAUAUUGGUGCCAUAUUCUACCAACAAGCAAUCCGGUUACUCCCAGAGAUCAUUGAACAAUCUUCUCUCGAAAGUGUACAAGCUUGUCUUCUCUUCGGCUACUAUGCACUUCCUGUUGAUACCUCGGGGCUGGGGUAUAUCUACGUCAACCUUGCUAUUCGCCUUGCAAUGCAGAAUGGGAUGCAUAGGGGAUGCAAGAAUAAUGCCUUUACUACGACCAUGAUUGAGACCCGUAAUCGAGUAUGGUGGACAGCAUACCUCCUUGAGAGAAAAAUUUCGAUCUUCCACGGAAGACCUCUUUCAGUGCUCAGAACUGAGAUUGACGCGGCGCCCCCUGUAUAUCGACCUGAAUUGGGAUUGGGCGAUACUCGCACAAGUGUCGCACGCGCCGGGGCCUCGAUCCAAUUAAUUCAUUUUCUAGAGGACCUAUUUGGUGAUGUGAGAAAUCUUCGCAACUGCCGCAAACACCAGAUCCCCGAAAUAAUAUCGAGCCUCUUGAACUCGAAAACAGCGCUGGAGAAGUGGUGGAGCUCUCUUUCCCAAGAGCUUGUGUCCAGCAGUCGACAGCCUCUUGUGCAAAUUCGUUCCGUCAUGCAUCUUCAGCUGGAAUAUUGCUUAGUUCGCAUGUUCAUCGGGCGUCCAUUCCUGCUGAAGAAAGACUUGUCGCAAUCAAUGAAUAAUUCACCAGCAAACCCGGAGUCCAGUGUCGCCGAAAGAACCCUAUCCUCGGACUCUCCUGGUUUGAAGAAUUUCUCGAGUCGCAAAGAGUUGGUGGAUGACUGUAUCAAGGCAGCCAUGGAGGCUUUGGAUCUUCUACAGGAACUUCAAGAUUGUGGGUUAGGCUUGGCACGAGCGUCGUAUAUCGAAUAUAGCUCGUGCCGAGCCUCACUUCUUGUUUUGAUUGCCUACUCAAUCCAGAGUUUCUCAGAACAGUAUCGAACACCGCUAUACAAAGGGCUCGACAUGAUUCGAGAGAUGUCCGCGGCUGGUGAGUCGGCUCAGUCUGAGGUGUCUUUGAUCGAAACGCUUGAACGGGCACUUGCGCGUCUUCAUGCCGGGGUCCAGCUAUCCCACCAAGGUGAUAUCGUCUCAACCGGGCGACCCGUCUCGGACUACGAGGCUUUCAAGCAUUGGGGAACUAAAGUUAGGCAAGUUGUCGCGUUCGAAGCGCCAAAUCCUGCGGCAGGACCUGUCGCAAGUCAUACAGCGGGCGCUAUACUACAACCCGGCCAAUCUCGAGAUUUUUAUACCCACGCGUAUGAUCAAAUAGUGGAUGCGGAUUUCAGCCAGGCAUUCAUUUCGCCGUCCGAUCAAGACAUGGAUCUGCUCGGCGCCCUUGAUCCCAUUUUUGAAUCUCCAGAUUUUGGCGCUGCUAGUACAACGUUUCCGGCGGCAUGGCCUACCUGGACUGAGUCGCAAGUGCUUGAACAAUUUCUGACGAAUCCGGAAUACAGAUCAACCCAGGACAUAGGCAUGGAUACGAGAAGAGAAUAG